Messenger RNA from Aspergillus saccharolyticus JOP 1030-1, 1377 nucleotides. RefSeq lists its product as uncharacterized. NCBI's taxonomy places the organism in Eukaryota, Fungi, Ascomycota, Eurotiomycetes, Eurotiales, Aspergillaceae. The coding region runs from base 374 to 1147 and encodes 257 amino acids. The record is from RefSeq and is a predicted model, not a curated record. The transcript has a single exon.
CAACGAGGAUGCGCCAGCCUGCACCUUUUGUCUCCCGCCCACUGGGGCCUCGUGCCGUCGAUGAUGGAAUAAACAUCUAAUUGUCUGGGUCCGGGUGGAUCUGCUUCUUUUUCUUUUUCUUUUCUCUUCGCUGCUAAUUUUGUUUGAUUUCAUGGCAUUGGGUGGGUCGGGGUGCACUUCUACGACUUCCAUCCAAGUGAUAAAUGAAUCCUGUCCCUCGAGUUUUGGCUUCUAGCUCUCUUCUAGUCCAAUCCACUUAUACAGAAAGUACCAGUGUAGGACAUUGGCACGAAAGAUCUUUGCGCUUUACCUACCGUUUGUUCAACUCCCACAGUCAUCAGUCUACUACAUCCACCGACGCUUUCACAUCGACAUGUAUACCUCGGCUUUGCUUUUCGCUCUCUCCCUGACUGCUCAGGCAGCUCCGGUCUUCCAGUCUCAAGCAAACGAUACCAUGGCUCGCAGGCAUGAACUACCUUACAAGGUCGUCAACGUUGCUGGCACCCCCGCGCCGACGGUCGAGACAGUCACCGCUACGCCCUCGCCGCCCGUGACGGUCACCGUCACUGAAUAUCCCUCUUCUACGCCCGCUCUCGGACCUUUCUUUUCUUCCUGGGGUGUCGGUCCUCAAGUAACGGGCACGCCCCUUUCCGAGCCACCAGUUGCGGCGCGUGGACUCAACAGCACAGAAAAUCACCACCGUCGUCAUGAGCACGCCGCAGAGACCAACACCACCGUCACCGAAGCUCCUGCCAGCCAGGUAGCCCCCGCGAUGAUCAAGCGAAGCAACGAGGCCGUGUCUCACGCUUUUACCCAGCACAACGCCACUGAAAAUGAACACCACGCGGAGCACGACGGCGACAAAGCUUUGAUUGGCGCAGCUCUCACACACAUCGCCGGAAGCGCAAAUGAGACCCAGCCAGCCCGGAUGGAUGUUGCCCCCGAGCAUGCCGCUACUCUCACCGACGCUAAACACAUCCCUCACAGCACCAACGACACCGUGGAGUCUCGAUUGGUACUCGCCGCUGAACAGUCUGGUGCUACCAAGCGCGCAGUCAACACCACCGAUCCUGCUGCCAAGCACUUUAUCAGAAGCUCAAACAGCACCUCGGUUCAUGCUCGGAACGUGACCGAGGGUGACUAUUAACCUUCUGAGAGACGACGCUCUCUUCUGACUUUCCAUUACAACCCUAAAGAUUUUUCGACGACUGAUACGAUCGGAUGCGAUGACUACGAUAAACGGCAGGCGAGCAUUCUUCCUUUUCCUCUUUUCCUCAUAAUGGGUAUUUGGUUCCGGCUUCUAUGCGUCAUGAAAUGAGUGGCAUGACGAUCGCCUUUUAUGAGGGUUAGCAUAUCUGGGGCGUUAAUUCUUUUCUG